Messenger RNA from Dovyalis caffra, 1503 nucleotides. The record is from the annotation of a GenBank genome assembly. Lineage: Eukaryota; Viridiplantae; Streptophyta; Magnoliopsida; Malpighiales; Salicaceae.
AUGGCAACGCUUGCAGAUAUAUCGGUUUCGGCAGCUAUAAAUCUACUGAGUGCAUUCGUUUUCCUAUUGGCAUUUGCCAUUUUGAGGCUACAACCUUUCAACGAUAGGGUUUACUUUCCAAAAUGGUAUCUUAUGGGCUUAAGAAGCAGUCCCUCGCACUCGGGAGCGUUUGUUCGGAGGAUUGUGAACUUAGACUUUAGAUCAUAUGCCCGGUUUUUGAACUGGAUGCCUGAAGCACUUAAAAUGCCAGAGCCUGAGCUUAUCGAUCACGCAGGAUUGGAUUCUGCAGUUUACUUGCGCAUUUACUUGAUGGGACUCAAAAUUUUUGUGCCUAUAACAUUCCUUGCCUGGGCUAUCCUGAUACCAGUUAAUUACACCAAUAAUGUUUUAGAGGUAGCCGAGCUGGUGUCUAAUGUGACUGCUAGUAACAUCGACAAGCUUUCAAUUUCCAAUAUACCGCUUCAAUCACAAAGAUUUUGGACGCAUUUAGUGAUGGCUUAUGCCUUCACUUUCUGGACGUGCUACGUGUUACUAAGGGAGUAUGAGAAAGUUGCUUCCUUGAGGUUGCAAUUUCUUUCUUCAGAAAGUCGUCGUCCAGAUCAAUUCACAGUGCUUGUUAGGAACGUGCCUCCAGAUCCAGAUGAAACUGUCAGUGAGCUUGUGGAGCACUUUUUUCUAGUGAAUCAUCCAGAUCAUUAUCUCACCCAUCAGGUUGUGUGCAAUGCAAACAAACUAGCCAGCUUGGUCAAGAAGAAGAAGAAAAAGCAGAACUGGCUUGACUACUACCAACUCAAGUACUCCAGGAAUCAAUUGCAGAGGCCUCAGAUGAAGACUGGUUUCCUUGGGCUUUGGGGGCAAAAAGUGGAUGCAAUCGAUUAUCACAUAUCAGAGAUUGAGAAACUGUCAAAAGAAAUAGGAGAAGAGAGGGAAAAGGUAUUAAAUGAUCCAAAGUCUAUCAUGCCGGCAGCAUUUGUUUCAUUCAAGACUCGAUGGGGUGCAGCUGUUUGUGCACAAACUCAACAAUCAAGAAAUCCGACUUUGUGGUUAACGGAGUGGGCUCCAGAGCCGCGCGAUGUAUAUUGGCAAAAUUUAGCCAUUCCAUACGUGUCACUCUCAGUUAGGAGGCUGGUAAUUGGAGUUGCAUUCUUUUUCCUUACCUUCUUUUUCAUGAUACCUAUUGCAUCUGUGCAAGCUCUAGCAAGUAUUGAGGGAAUUGAGAAAAAAGCCCCUUUUCUUAAGGCCGUUAUUGAAAAAAAAUUUAUCAAAUCUGUUAUCCAAGGUUUUCUUCCUGGAAUUGUAUUGAAGCUCUUCCUCAUCUUCCUUCCAACAAUAUUGAUGAUCAUGUCUAAAUUUGAAGGCUUCACAUCUCGAUCAUCUUUGGAAAGGAGAUCAGCAACGAGAUACUAUAUUUUCCUCAUUAUCAAUGUAUUCCUUGGGAGCAUACUCACUGGGGCCGCAUUUGAACAGCUAAAUUCUUUUAUUAAGCAGUCUGCUAACGAGUAA